Paramecium tetraurelia is the source of this 3930-nucleotide messenger RNA. RefSeq lists its product as uncharacterized. The transcript has 5 exons. The record is from RefSeq and is a predicted model, not a curated record. NCBI's taxonomy places the organism in Eukaryota, Ciliophora, Oligohymenophorea, Peniculida, Parameciidae.
AUGCUCUGGAUCACUGCCUUUUUACUCAAAAUUACUUACUAACAAACUCUUUUUUACUCUGCAUUCACUGACACUACUUUGACAAACUCUGAAAAUUGGUCAUUUGUUGGAGCUGACCCUCUUAGUGUCAUCUAACUAUGUGGUACUUAUAGCAUUGUAGGAGGAUUCGAAAAAUUUUCACAUGGAGUGGCUGCUACUAAUUUCAUUUAAUUACCUCCACAUUAUAAAAUUAUAAUUACAGUCACUUUUUUUGUAAUUGAUACUUGGGAUGUUAAUGAAUAUUGCCAUUUGUACGUGGAUGAGAACUUAGUGUUCAAUUAAGCAUACAUGUAUUAAUAAGGCCAAGCUCACAUUUGUGGCUAAACAGGGAAUAAUCGAUAAGAUUCUAUCCAAGAGAUCUAAGUGGAAUUUUUGCAUAGCGGAGCAACGGCAUUCAUUGAAUUAACCACUACAUUAGAUUAAAUUCCUUUUGAUGUAUAAAAAUUCUUAAAGUAGGAAUCUUGGGGAUUUAGGAAUUUCAGACUUUUCCUUUACUUAUGUCCAUCUGGCUGUCUUACUUGCACUUACGACAAUUCUUAGGCAGAAUGUCAAACCUGGAUCAUCACUAACUCAUUUUAUACUGACAUCCAAUACAGCUCGUUUUCAACAAGUGGGUGGAAUGUUCUCAAUGGAGAUUAGACAAAAUAAUAAUGCUCAAUGAUUCCAUCUGUUUGCGGUUAUGGUGUAUGUGGGAAAGACACACAACUGACUAUUAACUUUGUUUAGCUGCCAUUCCACACAAGAAUGAAAAUUAAAUUCAAAUAUCUCAAAAUAGAUAGUUGGGAAUUAAGUGAUUAGGCUAUAUUAUAUGUGAAUCAAAAUCUUAGAUGGAAAGCAAGCUUAUCUGUAUUUGACUAAUAUUUAUAUGGAGUAUGUGGUGGAUCAGCUUAAGAAAGUUUUAUCAAUGUCGAGCUUACCUUUCCACAUCAUUUAACAUUCUCAACAAUCACUUUUUCAAAUACAUUAGAUUAAGCUAUGACUGAUGAAUCAUUUGGAAUUAGAGACAUCGAAAUUUUUGUGCAAUAAUCAAUAUGUGGAGAUAAAAUUGUUGAAGAAUAUGAAUAAUGCGAUGAUGGCAAUUUGGAGCCAUUUGAUGGAUGUUUCAAUUGUGUUUAUUCUUGUGCAGAUGGAUGCUCAAUUUGUAAUUAAGGGACUUGUCUAGGAUGCUAUUCUGGUUGGCUUUAUAUAAGAUACGCAUCAACUUGUGAAAAAAUUUCUGUGAUUACUUAGGUAAUCUAAGACACACCUAUUGAUUAAUCUUAAUCAACUUGCUAUGAUUAUAUAGAAGGGUGUUAAGAAUGUUUAGGCGGAACCUGCAUUUUAUGUAAAUAAGGAUACUAAUUGAAACAUGAAGCAAACGGUUGUUAAUCUAUUUGUGGAGAUAACAUAGUAACAAUCGAUGAGGAAUGCGAUGGAUAGAACUGUAGUUAGUGUAAAUUCUAUUGCCCAGACUAUUGCGAAAUUUGUGAGUUUGGAGUUUGUGAAGUAUGUUAACAAGGGUAUUACUUAUCAAAUAAGCAAUGCAGAAAAUAAGAGACUGUAAGUUUAUGUUAAUCCCAAUGUGAACUUUGUAUAGAUAGUGUUUGCUACAAAUGUCAAUAUGGACACAAUCUUGUUUUGGGAUAGUGUUAAGAGAUUUGUGGUAACAAUAGUUUAUCAGUUUAUUCUCUUGAUGAGUGUGCUUGUAAUCCUUAAUGCUCUGAUUGUAGAUUUGGAUUUUGUUUUUAAUGCAGUGAAUCCUACUAAUUAUUAAAUAAUACAUGUAUAAGUAAAUGCGGGGAUAAGAUUGUUUAAGCAUAUGAGGAAUGUGAUGAUGGGAAUGAAUUAGAAUUCGAUGGGUGUUACAAUUGCCAAUUUUCUUGUACUUUAAAUUGCCAAAACUGUUAAAAAGGUAUUUGCACAGAUUUAUGUUAAUAUGGUUAUCAGCUUGUUAAUAAUAUUUGCAUGACAAUUUGUGGAGAUAUGAUAGUAGCAGGGACUGAAUAAUGUGAGGAUAACAAUAAUAUUAAUCAUGAUGGAUGUUAUUAAUGUUAUUAUUCAUGUCCACUUGAUUGCAGUGAUUGUAUAAAUGGGCAAUGUUUAAAGUGUGAUGCUGGAUUUGUGUUGUAUGACAAUGUUUGUACAAACAUCUGUGGAGAUGGAAUCCUAUCCAAUUUAGAAUAGUGUGACGAUGGAAAUCAAAGCGAUGGAGAUGGGUGUUCAUCAGAUUGCUUUGUAGAAAGUAAUUGGAUUUGUAAAGUUGACGGUGAUUGCACAUACGUUAAAUAUCCAACUAUCAUUUCUGAAUAUCUAAUGCAGAAGAACCAAUAUCAAUAUGUUUAAUUAUCAUUCUCUUAACCAGUAUUCAAGUAAUCAAGUCUCAACUAUUUAUAAACUAUCAAAACAGCAAUUGUUGAUUUGAAUGAAACCUUAUUCAAUAUUACAAUAAUGGAAGUUUAGGCUGCAUUGUAGGACAAAGCAACAGAUGUACAAUAUGUGUUGUAAAUUGAAAUAUUCCAGAGCCUAGACUACUACCCAAUCUUAUAAAUUAUGUUGACUGAGCAAUUAUAUAACGAUAAUCAAGCUCCGUUGAUGUAUAUGAUCGAGUAUUUGUAAUUGAAGUAGCCAAAUUAUAUAACUGAGGAAUAGGUAUAAAUUGCCAGUACUUUCCAAUAAAUAAAUGAAGUUUCAGUUAAAUCGUUAUGUCUCCUCACUAUUUUACUAAUGCUGUUAGGGAAUACCCUCUCUUUUUGGGGGAUCCUAGAUGCCCUCUAGGAGCAAUCAUAUCUCAAAUACAUUAAUGUCUUAUAUCCAUAAACAUUAAUAAUAUAUUUCUCCUCAAGUUAGGUGGUAUCAGUUUAACCAGCUUUAAAUGCUAUUACACCUUACACAAACGAAGGUAGAUUCCUGCAGUUCCCUUAUUUGUCCUCCUAUGAAAAGUUUGAGUUUUAUGAAGUUAAUGCUGAUAUUGCAGAAGGCUUUAGAGCAGAAGUACUGGUCUUUGGCACUCUUUUUGGUUUUUACUUGGGUACUUUAUUUGCAGUCAAGAUCCUCUCAAAAUUGGAACAUUUGGAAUUCUUGUAGAAUCAGCCUAAAUUAAUUAGGCUUAUCUAAAAAGUAAAGAGAAAAGUGAAUGCUAAAGUGAGAAAUGCGAAAGGAGAAUCUUGGAAAGAUACCUUACGUGCUUGUACUUGGGAUCUAAUAUUUAUGGCAUUAUUGGAAUUAUAAACUCCACACAAUUAUUAAUCUGCAAGAUCAUUUAUUUGUAUUUUUAUUGCUAUUUCAAUUCUAAUCACAACUCUAGUUAUACUGUUGAAUUAAGUCUCAGGACUGAAAUCAUGGAAAAAACAAAACUUCCGUCAAUUUUGGCAAUAAAAAAGAGAUAUCUUUCAAAUUACUAAAAAAAUACUCAUUCUCUUAAUCCUAGUAUUCUUUUAAUACGAAUAAGAACUUUAAACGAUGAUUCUAACUUUGAUUAACGUUUUUUACUUGUUGUAUGUAAUCUAUUUCAAGCUUUUCGAAGAUAGUUUAGAAUAUGUCAAAUCGAUUGUAAUGGAGACUUCAUUAGUGAUAUUCACAGCUUCAACAUUUGUGAACUGGAAUAUCGUUUCUAAAUAUCUUCAGUACAGUCAGAGAAUCAAUAUUGCUUGGAUAUAGAUGUCAGUCUUGGUUAGCGUCUUAAUCAUCUUUAUUUUCAUCGAGUUAUACAACACUUACUAGUUGGUAAGGUAGAAAAUUAUGGAAUCUAGAGAAAAGAAAUAGCAAUAACUUGAAAAGGAAAGACAAUUAUCAGAAGUGAAGAUUACAGAUCAAAAGGAAGAACUUUCGAAUAGUGAUAAUCUAGUAAAAAAGGAGAAGACCAUCUUUUAUAGAGCGCGUUUUCAUAGCAGACUUCAACCAUAAAAAAUUUGA